Messenger RNA from Cebus imitator (Panamanian white-faced capuchin), 1221 nucleotides. It is a transcript of the gene PRND, whose product is annotated as prion like protein doppel. Gene Ontology annotation, molecular function: copper ion binding. The record is from RefSeq and is a predicted model, not a curated record. Gene Ontology annotation, cellular component: membrane. The transcript is spliced from 2 exons. Lineage: Eukaryota; Metazoa; Chordata; Mammalia; Primates; Cebidae. Bases 122 to 652 code for a protein of 176 amino acids. Gene Ontology annotation, biological process: intracellular copper ion homeostasis; protein homooligomerization.
CCACCUCCCCCAGCAGCUCCUAUAUAGCUGGGCGGGCCUGGCUGCCAAGAGGGUGUGCUGGGGGACUGUGCAGCUCGAGGCUCCAGAGGCACACUCCAGAGACAGUCAAGGUUCUGCCGCAAUGAGGAAGCACCUGAGCGGGUGGUGGCUGGCCACUGUCUGCAUGCUGCUCUUCAGCCACCUCUCCGCAGUCCAGGCGAGGGGCACCAAGCACAGAAUCAAGUGGAACCGGAAGGCCCUGCCCAGCACUGCCCAGAUCACAGAGGCCCAGGUGGCUGAGAACCGCCCGGGAACCUUCAUCAAGCAAGGCCGAAAGCUUGACAUCGACUUCGGAGCCGAGGGCAACAGGUACUACGAGGCCAACUACUGGCAGUUACCCGAUGGCAUCCACUACGACGGCUGCUCCGAGACCAACGUGACCAAGGAGGUGUUUGUCGCCGGCUGCAUCAACGCCACCCAGGCGGCAAACCAAGCGGAGUUCCAGAAGCCAGACAACAAGCUCCACCAGCGGGUGCUUUGGCGGCUGGUCCAGGAGCUCUGCUCCCUCAAGCACUGUGAGUUUUGGUUAGAGAGGGGCGCGGGACUUCGGGUCGCCACGCACCAGCCGCUGCUCCUCUGCCUGCUGGCUUUCAUCUGGCUGAUGGCGAAAUAAGCUUGCCAGGAGGCUGGCAGUGCAGAGCGCAGCAGUGAGCAAAUCCUGGCAAGUGACCCAGCUGUUCUUCCCCAAACCCACGCGUGUUCUGCAGGUGCCCAGGAGUUGUGAUGCACUUGCGCCGCAAAUGCCGCUCCCACUUAUGCGCCCUGGUAUGUGCCUGUGUUCUGAUAGAUGGGGGCUGUGGCUUCUCCAGCACUCCAUUCUCAGCCCCUAGCAGAGCAUCUGGCACACUAGGUUAGUAAUACAUGCUUGAUGAGAAGAACACUCAGGAACUGCACCACCUGCCUCAUGGUACUUCCCAACAACUCUUUGAGGUAGGUGUACUCCCGUUUUACAGAUGAGGAAACUGAGGCUCAGAGAGCUGAAGUAGUGCACCCAGCAUCACCAGCUAGAAAGUGGAAGAGCCAGGAUUCAACCCUGGCUUGUCUAACCCCAGGUUUUCCGCUCUGUCCAAUUCCAGAGCUGUCUUGUGAUCACUUUACGGCUCACAGGGACCCCCAUUCAAACAUGUAUCUCUAAUGAAACUGUAGAAGCUCCACAUUUAGAAAUAAAUGAAAACACCUGAA